Molecule: messenger RNA, 1856 nt
Organism: Daphnia carinata
Lineage: Eukaryota; Metazoa; Arthropoda; Branchiopoda; Diplostraca; Daphniidae
Product: sodium- and chloride-dependent glycine transporter 1-like
Exons: 10
Coding region: 44-1816 (590 amino acids)
Biological process (GO): sodium ion transmembrane transport
Cellular component (GO): membrane
Source: RefSeq, a predicted model, not a curated record
AUAGAUUCCCAUAUUUCAUUGCAGUUUCACCUGGGCUGCAGAUAUGUUGCCAAGGGCGCGUCUUGCUGUCGAGCGCAACACCUCGACGUUGACUCUCACACCAGUGUCACUGCCAAGGCGAUCAAAUAUUAGUAGACUGAAUCAAUGGGAAUCACCUGUUAAAAGUUCCGCAAAAUGUAGUGUACAUUGGAAAUGCAAAUGGGAUUUUUACGUCGCCAUCCUCAGUUUUGCUUUAGAUUCUGCUAGUUGGACGCGGCUGACAUCAUCAUGCAUCGAGCAUGGUGGGGCGGCAUAUUUGGUGGCUAGAGUGAUUUCCAUAAUGAUAGUUGGUGUACCUCUUCUCUUCUUUGAGAUAAGCAUAGGCCAACUGAGUGGCAUGGGCCCACUCAAAUUUUUUGGCACCACCAACUUGAGACCAGUCUUCUCUGGUGUGGGUUUUUUCCUCAUGCUCACCAGUGUUUACAAGGCUAUAGGUGACACUGCAUCUGGAAUGUGGCCAAUAUCCAAAACAAUCACCUUGAUGUUGGGUGAUGAUAUUAAAGGCUUGAACAGUACUUUAGACCUGCAAGAAAAUAUGUAUGGUUUUACUCAGUUGGAUGCCUUGACAGUUAUUAGUUUAUCAAUUACCUGGGUGUUUGCAGUCCUUGCUGUUAUUUGUGGAGUAAAAUUUAUUAGCAAGGUUGCAUACGUUACUUCAGUAGUACCUGUGAUACUUAUCACCACCCUUGUGGUUAGAGCCAUCUAUUCAGAUCCAUUACAAAUGUAUGCAGGAUUGGCAGCCAUGCUUGCUCCCUCAUGGCAUAAGUUGCUUUCAGUCCCCUUAUGGAUAACAGCCAUUGCUGAUACUGCACUUUCACUGAACUUGGGCUUUGGAGUCAUUACGUUCCUGGCAAGCUUGAACACACAUAAACUGAACUGUCUUAAGUCAAGCAUAGUUCUGGUGACUUGUCACACUGUUACUCUAGCACUCAUGUUAGUGCUGAGCUGCUCAACCGUCAUACUGUUCCCUAAUCGAUCAGAAAUGAUUCUAGAAGCUAUUUCUACUGGAGUCAGUGAACAACAUCCGCCCGGUGAAGGAUGGACAAUUAUCUUUUUCGUUGCUGUUUUUCUGUUGAAUUUGGACACUUUGAUUUUUAUCUGCAACAUGUUAGCUACUUCGUUUUCUAAUUCGAGUUGGCGACCCGUCUUAGCCGUUUUGUUUGGUGCUUUCCUCUACGUCAUUUGUUUACCUCUGGCCACGCAAAGCAGAGAAUUAUACAUAGCCACGAUUGAGACCUUCACCGGCUGUAUACUACCGUUGGCAGGUACGUUCCUCGUCCUGGUGGCCACCGUGUCCAGCAUGAGACCGAGCAGCAUGGUAGACAUGGUCGAAUUCGCCGGCCAAUGCAAGCUAGCCUUCCGAGGUCAAAGCUACGUCUUUGUCGCAUACAACGCAAUCCUACCGCUGAUGUUGCUCAUGUGCAUCGUUGACGCUGGCGUGCGGACGGCCGACAACACCAACGUAAUGGCCAUCGUGGGCCGAUUGCUGCUAUGCUUCCCUUGGGUUUCGAUCCUGCUGACUCCGUUCUACUUGGUCGGCCGUCAUUACGGCCACUUGCCCAGCACCAAGAAGUGGCGAGAAUUAUGGCAAAAGUCAGACUAUGAGGACUGGCUUUAUCGGCGUCCGCAGCUUCCUGCUGGCGCAUCCGACGACGACAGCAAUUCCAUCUACGAAUUGCCAGAACGCGUGUCCAGCAGCCGACCGAUUUCCACCUACUAUUCUAGCGCGACUAUCCUGGCCAGCGAUUCGGCUGCCGUCUACUCUGCUUACUAUUGAUCACUUUCCUUCUUAUUGUCGGGUGAUUCACUUCCUUUUU